Messenger RNA from Jaculus jaculus (lesser Egyptian jerboa), 2730 nucleotides. It is a transcript of the gene Tmem177, whose product is annotated as transmembrane protein 177. The transcript is spliced from 3 exons. NCBI's taxonomy places the organism in Eukaryota, Metazoa, Chordata, Mammalia, Rodentia, Dipodidae. The coding region runs from base 134 to 1132 and encodes 332 amino acids. The record is from RefSeq and is a predicted model, not a curated record.
GUGUGGGUUAAGGCUUUCUGCCCCCCUCGGCCCACCUUCCUGGUGGAAUUGGUUCCGGACAUUAAAAGUAGCCCCGAACGGAAGCCCAACGGAGCGGGGACCCUUCGUCAGCCUUCCAUGUCCAUGGACUCACAUGUGUGGAUUCAACCAACCAAGAAUUGAGAGUAUUCAGAAGAAAACGUUGUCUGCAGUGUCAGUCCUCAUGGCUGGUCCCCUAUGGCGGGCUGCAGCCUUUGUACAGAGACACAGGACGGGAAUCUUGGUGGGUUCCUGCACAGGCCUGUUUGGAGUUCAAAUCUCGUACUACCUCUUCCCAGAUCCUGUGGUUCAGUGGCUGUACCAGUACUGGCCUCAGGGCCAGCCAGCUCCACUCUUCCCAGAGCUGCACAGUCUCUUCCAAGAGGUGCUACAGGACAUAGGUGUCCCCUCGAGCCACUGCUACAAGCCCUUCACCACGUUCACUUUCCAACCUGUGAGUGCUGGCUUCCCCAGUCUCCCUGCUGGGGCUGUGGUGGGAAUCCCUGCCAGCUUCCUUGGAGGCCCAGUGAUCAACGCUAACCAUACUGUAGUCAUACAUGGGCAGAGAGUAGACUGGCAGAGCCUAGUGGGCAUCCGGCUGAAAGACGCCCUGACCCUGUCUCAUGAUGCCCAGAAGUUUGCCUUGGCCAAGGAAGUGGUGUACUUGGAGAGCAACGCAGCAGCCCUGCAGGCCCUGCCAGCCCCAGCUUGCCUGGCAGUAACCUGGGUACUGAGUGUGGGUGCCAAGCAUGCCCUGGGGCUCUACGGAGGCCCCAUGAGCUUGCGAGCUGCCUUCAACUUGGUGGCAGCAGUGACAGGCUUUGUGGCCUAUGCCUUCUUUUCAGACUCUCUCACUCUUGCCCUGGAAGGUUGGCUGGACCGCCGCACAGCCUCCCUGUCUGCCGCCUAUGCCAGGGGUGGAGUGGAAUUCUACGAGAAGCUUCUGUCGGUCAAUCUGGCACUGCGCAGUCUCUUGGGCAAGCAAGGGGAGAAGCUGUACACACCGAGUGGGAACACCAUCCCCAGACACUGGUUCCGUAUCAAACACUUACCCUACACCACCCGCCGGGACUCCGUGCUGCAGAUGUGGAAGGUAAAGCCAGGCCACUCCUGAGAGACCCGUCACCAGAACGCCCCAGCUCACAGACCCCACCCUGCAGGGGCCUCGCGGGAUCUCUGCGGCCACAGAGGUCAAGAACAGUAACUGUCUCUGGAGUAAAACAACCUGGGUCCUAUCCUCACCCACCACUUGCAAACUCUGGUCUUGGGUGGUUCCCUCCCUGAAUCCGAGACUCCUUUCCUCAAACGUGGAGUAAGGAGGAUGUAACCUACCUCACUGGAUGAUCUCCGAGUUGCGUGAGGUUUGGAACGUAUAAGCCUGCAGAGCGCUCUGUACAUAAACGGCCUGGCUCCUUGGCCUUGGAGUUCCAGUGGGCUGUGGAGGUCAGGACUGGUUCACUCCCUGAACUUCUUAUACUGUGUCAGCCCUUUCCCACAGUGAAGCAGCACCACUUACCUAACCUCUAAGUCCCAUUUAUUUCAGCACUGCAGAAGAAGCUAAAAGAUUUGAGGUUAGAAAGUGGACUUGGUGAAAUCUAAGGCUGCUUUAAGGUGGGGCAUUAAGGAUGGUGGUGCACUAAUGAAGACCAUGGAUACAAAUGGCACACAGAGAAGGGGUCGUGGACCACCAGGAGAGCCCUUGGAUCUGCAGGGGAUGGGCUAAAUAUAAACUCUUUUUAAAAAACAAAUUAGCCAUAGAUACUCUGUUACAGCAGCAGAAAACACUAAUACGGGAACGUAGCCCCAGUGUGGCAAAGGACAAGUCCCUGAAGCGCAUUCUUGCUUGUGCCCCUCUAUUCCCAGUCACGAUCUUUGGUUUCAUUCAUGGGCUCCUUCUAGUCCCACUGUAUACGCCCUCCCCCCAGAGUCAUAGCCGUGUGUGUGUGUGUGUGUGUGUGUGUGUGUGUGUGUGUCCCUAUGAUCCACAGUCACACACAUGCACAUUCAGACAGUACAGGGAAUGAAUCCCAAAGUCCUGGUGUGUCAUGGCUCUGCCCACCUCGACCCUUGCUAGCCCUGAUGCCUGUCUCCUUCCACCCAGUCGUGCCUUGAGCUGGUCACGAAAGCUGCCACAGUGAAGCCUGGGAGGUUUGGGAGCAGACUUUAAAAGAAUGGUUCUGGGACUGGAGAGAGAGCUCGGUCAGUGAAGUACUUGUGCAAAUGCGAGGACCUGAGUGGAGAGCAAGCAUCCACAUGACAGCCAAGUACAGUGGCCAGGCCUGUAAUCCCAGUGCUGGGGAGACAAAAACCAGAGAGUCCCUGGAGCUUGCUGGCUAGCUCUGGGUUCAUUGAGAGACCUCUUCUCAAAAAAUGAGGAGAGUGGGCUAGAGAGAUGGCUUAGUGGUUAAGGCAUUUGCCUGCAAAUCCAAAGGAUCCCGGUUCGACUCUCCAGGACCCACAUAAGUCAUAUGUACAAGGGGGCGCGUGCAUCUGGAGUUAGCCUGCAGUGGCUAGAGGCCCUGGCACACCCAUUCUCUCCCUCUUUCUCUCUCUUUUUCAAAUAAAUUAAUAAAAGCUAUAUUUUUAAAAAUGAGAGUGCCUGAGAAAGGCACCCAACUCAAACUCUAUCCUCCAUGUGCAUGUGUGCACCCAUCCUCCCACACAUACAAAUAUGCAUACCCACAUGCAAAAAAAAAAUGGUUCUCUACUUGG